UUAUUACGCCUUGUCCCCCUCCCACUGGCCGGCUUUGCCCUGCCCAUGUUUUCUCUGUCUCAGUCCGUCCAUCUCCUGACGUUCAAGUUCGCAGGAACGUCACGUCCGCACUUGAACUUGCAGCUCAGGGGGGUAUCGCCGUACCCCCAUCACUCUCUCUUUGCAAAAAAGUCAUGAAGAGGUCCGCACAGCAGCCCGUAGCGCGCAACGUCUCACCCUCUGUGUGAUCUGCAGUUCAUCUUUUCUUUUCCUUUUCUUUUUUUUCCUCCUAUUUGGAUGUCAGACGCAUCAAUGAAGAUAUUUCAUUUGGAGUCUACCUUUGUAGGGACGGAUUUCCCAAUGUGAACUCAGCUGAAAAGCCACCACUAAAGCAACAUGUCUCGCCGAAAGCAAGGCAAACCCCAGCACUUGAGCAAACGGGAGUUUUCGCCUGAGCCACUGUCAGGUGUUUUACUGGAGGAAGACUCUCAGAACUCCCCCAGGCUGGGUUUGGGUCAGGGUGAGCCCCUUAAAGGGGACCAGGACCUGCUGACCUGCGGCCAGUGCCACUCCCGCUUCCCCCUGGCUGACAUCCUGCUGUUCAUCGAACACAAACGGAGGCAGUGCCACGGGAGCCUCUGUAUGGACAAACCUCUGGACAGGCCUCCCUCCUCCCCCCUCGCAUCACCCCUUUCCACGUCCUCCUUGCACUCGCGCACCCACCAUCAGCACCCACGGAGGGCGCGUCCCCACCUGGGUGUGGCAUCGCCCCGGGACGAGGAUUGUUUAUCUGCACCCUUGCAAGGAAUAAUCCCAAAGCAGGAGAAUAUCACAGAUAAAGAUGAGCCCAGCAGCUACACCUGCACCAGCUGUAAGCAGCCCUUCACCAGUGCCUGGUUCCUGCUCCAGCAUGCCCAGAACACCCACGGCUUCCGCAUCUAUCUUGAGAGCAAACCUGGCAGCCCCCUGACUCCCCGUGUGGCUGCAGCUCCUGGGAUGGGGGGUGAUUGCGCCUCCUCCCAGCCUUCCCACCAUGCCGUCCACUUGGCAGAAGGCAGUCCCUACAGCCUCCUGAGGAUGCCCGGCUCUGGCUCUGGGCGGGAAUCGGCGACCACACCUCGCGAGGGCCGUUACCCCAGAACCCCUCCACUGUUCAGCCCUCCGCCACGGCACCACCUCAGCCCUGAUGACCUGGCGCUGGCAACCCACCACCCCAGCGCCUUUGACAGGGUGAUGAGGCUCAACUCUGUGCCACUAGAAGCCCCUCCGAUGGACUUCUCUAGACGUCUACGUGAGCUUGCUGGGAACGCCAACGGGGCCUCUCCGCCUCUCUCCCCUAACCGGCCCAGCCCUAUGCAACGGCUGCUGCAGCCAUUCCAGCCCGGUUCAAAACCUCCAUUUUCAGCAACGCCUCCUCUUUCAACCUCUCAGUCACCUUCUGGAUUACGCUCCACCCCCAAUCCCGUAUCCAACGCAGCCCAACCAGGCACCCCUCUCAAGGCCAAGUCUUGCGAGUUCUGCGGGAAGACCUUCAAGUUCCAGAGCAACCUUAUAGUCCACCGGCGAAGCCACACGGGGGAAAAGCCAUUCAAGUGUCACCUCUGUAACCACGCCUGCACCCAGGCCAGCAAACUGAAACGACACAUGAAGACUCACUGUCAAAACAAGUCUUCGGCGCUCAAUGCUAAAUCAGAAGACGGCCUCUCGACCGCGAGCUCCCCAGAACCUGGCACCAGCGAUCUGAUCGGCAGCGCCACAGAUGCUCUCAAGUCAGUUGUGGCCAAGUUCAAGAGUGAGAGCAAUGGCCUCAUGACGGAAAAUGGAGAAGAAGAGGAGGAAGAGGAGGAGGAAGAGGAGGAAGAGGAGGAGGAAGAGGAAGAAGAAGAGGAGGAAGGCGAGGAAGAAGAAGAGGAGGAAGGGGAGGAGGAGGAGAUGGAGACUAAGCCUGGAGUCGAAGUAGAAGAUGACAGGAAUGACUAUCGUUUCAGUCUGCGCCUAGAAGGGGCUCGCCACCACAAGAACAGUGACGCGCUGCACCCACGCCGCCGGAGCCUGUCCCGGGAGCCCGGUGACGAGGACUCGGCCCUGGAUUCAGACGUUGUUGGAACCACCACCAUCAAUGGUCUUGGCCCUUUAUCCUCUGACAGCCUGUCCAGAAAAUUGCUCAGUGGUAGGGUCAGUCCAGGUUCCCUCAGUCCCCUGUCCAAGCGCAUCAAGGUGGAAAAGGACCUUGACCCCCAAACGCCCACUAUCCCAAACACGGAGAACGUCUACUCCCAGUGGCUUGCUGGCUAUGCUGCCUCACGACAACUCAAGGACCCCUUCAUCAACUUCACUGGCGGGGACUCCAGACAAUCGCCAUUCGCCUCUUCAUCAGAGCACUCUUCAGAAAACGGCAGCUUGCGCUUCUCCACUCCGCCGGGUGAGAUGGACGGGGAGCGGUCCGCCUCAGUGCGCAGCGGCACCGGCAGCGGGGCCAGCACUCCCCACGGCGGGAGUGGGAAUUGCAGGCCGAGCUCCAAGGACAGCCGCCGCAGUGACACCUGCGAGUACUGCGGCAAAGUAUUCAAGAACUGCAGCAAUUUGACAGUGCACCGACGCAGUCACACUGGAGAGCGGCCAUACAAGUGUGACCUGUGCAGCUAUGCGUGCGCCCAGAGCUCAAAGCUAACCCGCCACAUGAAGACCCACGGACAGAUGGGCAAGGACGUGUUCAAAUGUGAAAUCUGCCACAUGCCUUUCAGUGUAUACAGCACUCUGGAGAAACACAUGAAGAAGUGGCACAACGACCGCCCUCUGUCUAGUGACAUUAAGACUGAGUAGGCAGAAAGCAGCAUGCUGGCAGCUCUCUCUCAGUUCCCCUGGCUAAAAAAGCGACCCUGGCUAACUAGCCAAUAAGUGAGGGGAAAGGACAUCAGGGUUGGACAGCAGUACACGGUACAGCCCUGUUUUUACCCCGACUGGAAAACGCUGAAUGCAUGAUCCAUCAUUUGGGGAAAUCCUAUUGCAUCAAACGCAAAACUUUUUGAGCCUUUCUAUUGUGCAAUAAUUUACACGUUUUGUAUUUUUUGUAACUGGACAGCAUGCUCUGUGUGUUUUGGCUACUUAGAGAGAAAAUUGUCCUCGGCUGGUGGGUUUGGUUGUACAUGUGUUGCUGUUGAUAUUUUUGAUUUCUUCAAGGUAAAAAAAAGUUAGUUAUGAGAACCCAUGCUGCAUACAGUACAUACUGUUUUACAUAUCAUGUACAGUUUUGUGUUCUUACAUAGUGAACAGUGUCAUAUUAUCAAAACAUCACGACAAGCAGGGUCACACUUAAAACGGAUCUUUCUGAAAGAUUUUCCAUGCAAGAUUGAGAUAAGAGAUAUAUAUAAAUAUAUAUGAAAUUUGGGCUGCCUAUCAAAUGCUAGGCACGAGCGCCGUUAAAUACUUCUUUGAAAAACAGCAAUGAAAUUAACAAUAUGGUGUGAAACAAAGAGUGCCUUGGAUAUUUUACCUGCAUUAGUUAAUCCUCCUUUUUGCUAUAAGCUCGGAGUUUCAGCUAUAGAAGAUUACAGGACAUUUUUGUGCACAUGUGGAAUAAGCAGGUCCUUGCAUCAAGCACCUGCACAACCCUGUCAUCUUGUGACUUUGCAGAGCAUAAGGAACCAGCUGAAACAAAAAACGUAAAAAAACAAAAAAACAUUAUGUGUACCUCUGGUAAAUCAUUUAUCUGCCUGACUCAUGUAUAUUGUUAUUCUCCAGAUUAUGAUUCUGUUUACUGGCAUGUUACAUGCUAAAAAAGGAGUAGGUGUGUAGAGUUCGGUUUAGGUGUUUUAUGUUUUCCGGUACAUGUGUACCAUACUGAGAGGGUAGUCUGACGAGUUGUUUUAACGUAAAGCUCUUAAUUUUCCAGAGUGUUUAUUUUCUUUGAAAAUUAAAAGGUUGCAGGGUUUUUUUUGUAAGUAGCACAGAGUUUUGUUCCUUUGGUGUCAGCCAGGCAGCAGUGUAGCCAGCAGCCACUGUGGAGACCACAAAGUGGGUUUUAGUUGUACGAAGCCAGACAGA
Notothenia coriiceps (black rockcod) is the source of this 4023-nucleotide messenger RNA. RefSeq names its product BAF chromatin remodeling complex subunit BCL11A. NCBI's taxonomy places the organism in Eukaryota, Metazoa, Chordata, Actinopteri, Perciformes, Nototheniidae. The record is from RefSeq and is a predicted model, not a curated record. Gene Ontology annotation, cellular component: nucleus. Gene Ontology annotation, biological process: regulation of transcription by RNA polymerase II; negative regulation of dendrite development. The coding region runs from base 376 to 2802 and encodes 808 amino acids. Gene Ontology annotation, molecular function: DNA-binding transcription factor activity; RNA polymerase II cis-regulatory region sequence-specific DNA binding. The transcript is spliced from 3 exons.